AAAAAAAAAAAAAAAAAAANAAACUCUCUUUCUCUCUCUCCGUUUCUCUCUCUUUCAGAGAGUACCGGAGUUACGCGUCGACGGGAAGAGUAUCGUCGGAAAAGCUUAAAUCAUCGCCGGUCGCACGAAUUAUUCGUUGUAAAAACAAACGCGUUGUGAGAGAGGAGGAGAAAAAAAAAAUUGAAAACGCCGAUUCACUUUUUUUUUUUUUAAUUUAAUAUUUUAUUUUAGAGGAAUUAAAUAUUCUCUGAUGGAUGCGAUUGGAUAGAAGGAAACAAAAAGGAAAGGAGGAAGAUAAAAGAGAGAAGACGAAUUAUUCUCUCUCUUCUUCUUCUCUCUCUCUCUCUCUUUCAUCUCUCUGUCUACAUCGCUGUGUUCUUCUUUUUUUUCCUUCUUCUUCUUCAAGGAUCGUGAUACUCUCUGGAGGAGGUAAAAAGUAAGAGUUGGUUGGCUGUUUGAUUAUAAUGAGCUGCGCAAGGGAUCCCGAAUUAGGCUUCUGAAUCAUAAAACCUAAUCGUCUCUUCCUUAUAUAUAUAUUUUUUUCCUGUCUAUGAGCUUUCAAAUGCAGCGAGUUUAAUUGCCCAGAGGGAAGUGAAAUGGUUCGUUGACGAAAUUUUUAAAAAAGUUCAAAAAAAGAUUUUGAUUUCGGUUUUUAGUUAGUUAAAAUUUUGGAAGAUGCCGUCUGAUAUAAUGGAACAGAGAGGUGUUUCAUCACCUUCCCAUUUUCGUGAAGAUAUUCAUAUUACUUCUGAGAGGCAAUUUGGGUUUAUGAAAUCAGACCUGAUGCCUGAAAACCAAGGUGGUCGUGAUAGACUUUCAAACCUGCCAAAGAGUUCCUGGGCUAAUGAAAGUUACCAGCUGAAGCCACAAUCUAGUUUUUCUGGGUCGCACCCUUCUCUUAUCCCUAACGCAAAAAACACUACAAAUGGUAGUCAGUGGGAAAGCAGUUUGUUUUCAAGCUCUAUGUCUGACUUAUUUAGUAGAAAACUGCGGCUACAGGGAAGUGAUAUGCUAUCCCCUAUGUCUGCAAAUAGAGUUGUUACCCACCGUGAGGAAGAACCUUCUGAAUCUUUAGAAGAAAUUGAGGCACAAACUAUUGGAAAUCUUCUCCCAGAUGAAGAUGAUCUUUUCGCGGAAGUGAUGGGUGAGGUUGGGCGUAAAUCUCGUGCCAAUGCUGGAGAUGAUUUGGAUGAAUUUGACCUCUUCAGCAGUGUUGGUGGCAUGGAACUAGAGGGAGAUAUUUUUUCUUCUGUGAGUCACAGAAAUGGGGAGAGAGGUGGCAAUAAUUCUGUUGGCGAACAUCGUCGAGUGGAAAUUCCAUCCAGAACUCUUUUGGUCGGAAAUAUCAGUAGCAAUGUCGAAGAGUGUGAACUGAAGGCCCUUUUUCAGCAAUUUGGAGACAUCCAGCCUCUUCAUACAGCUGGCAAGAAUCGUGGCUUUAUCAUGGUAUCGUAUUAUGAUAUAAGGGCUGCUCAGAAUGCGGCAAGAACACUCCAUAAUAAGCCGUUAAGAGGAACAAAACUUGACAUUCGUUAUUCUAUCUCUAAGGAAAAUCCUUCAGAAAACGAUACAAGUAAAGGAGCCUUGCUGGUUAAUAAUCUCGAUUCUUCUAUUUCGAAUCAAGAGCUCAAUCGACUGGUCAAAUCAUAUGGAGAAAUCAAAGAGAUUCGUAGAACCAUGCAUGAUAACCCACAGAUAUACAUAGAGUUCUUUGAUGUUCGAGCUGCAGAAGCUGCUCUUAGUGGACUAAAUGGACUUGAGGUUGCUGGGAAGCAGCUUCAACUUGUGCCAACCUGUCCAGAGGGUACAAGAUACACGUCACAUGAUGCUGAAGGGUGUCUACCUAAAAUGUCUUAUAGUACUACAUCAUCGGGACACAUAGGGAGACAUUUCCCAGGCAUGAUUCCUUCAACCUCCAUUGAUGGUGGAUCUAUGCGUGUUAUUCACAAUUCUGUCGGAUCACCUGUGAAUUCCUUUAUUGAACGUCAUCGAAGUGUCAGCAUUCCUAUUGGAUUCCCACCUUCGGCAAACGCCAUCUCAGCCAGCAAGCCUGUCGGACUUCAGGAGCAUGGCCACACUUUUGAUAAUUCAAAUAUGGGGAUCCAAAGCAUGCCAAAUCUUCAUCCUCAUUCCUUUUCAGAGUAUGUCGACAACUUUGCAAAUGGUAGUCCAUAUAAGUCCUCUGCAUUUUCUGAAAUGGUCAGUGAUGGCUCAAAAGCAAAUGAAGGCUUUAUGAUACACAAUGUUCGUGGAGUGGAUGGCUUUAAUGGAGGGGGCAUAGGAUCUCCCAUGCAUCAAAGCUCCCGCCGCCCUAACCCUAAUUUAUGGAGCAACUCUAACCCUCAGCAACAUAAUCCGUCAAGUAGCAUGAUGUGGCCUAACUCGCCAUCUCACAUCAACAGCAUUCCUACUCAACGCCCACCUGUUACUGUAUUCUCUAGGGCACCUCCUAUAAUGGUGAAUAUGUCAUCUUCCCCUGUGCACCACCACAUUGGAUCUGCGCCGGUAUUAAACUCGCCUUUCUGGGACAGACGACAAGCCUAUGUAGGUGAAUCUCUAGAAUCAUCUGGCUUUCACAUAGGUUCUCAUGGUAGCAUGGGGCUUCCUGGAUCUUCACCCUCACAUCCAAUGGAAAUUGGUUCUCAUAAGACUUUCUCCCAUGUUGGUGGGAGUCGCAUGGAUAUAAAUUCCCAAAACUCAUCUCUUUCCUGGAAGGAGUCCAAUGGGUUCCAUGCCAGGGUCCUUUGACUCGCCAAAUGAACGAUACAGGAAUCUCUCUCACCGUAGAAGCGAAUCUAGCUCUAGUAAUGCGGAUAAGAAACUGUAUGAGCUUGACGUUGACCGUAUAUUACAUGGGGACGACAGGAGGACAACGUUGAUGAUUAAAAACAUUCCUAAUAAGUAUACUUCUAAGAUGCUUCUAUCUGCCAUUGACGAGCACUGUAAAGGAACAUAUGAUUUCCUAUAUUUGCCAAUUGACUUCAAGAACAAAUGCAACGUGGGAUAUGCUUUCAUCAACCUUAUUGAACCUGAAAAGAUUGUCCCAUUUUAUAAGGCAUUUAAUGGCAAAAAGUGGGAAAAGUUCAAUAGCGAAAAGGUGGCAACGCUUACGUAUGCUCGUAUCCAAGGGAAAACAGCUCUUAUUGCCCAUUUCCAGAAUUCAAGCUUAAUGAACGAAGACAAACGAUGCCGGCCUAUUCUCUUCCACACCGAUGGUCCAAAUGCUGGUGAUCAGGAACCAUUUCCAAUGGGAAGCAACAUACGGUCAAGACCAGGCAAGCCACGAACCAGUAGCAUUGAUAACUACAACAGCUUUAGCAUUUCUUCCGUUUCUGAAAACCGAGAAGAACCUCCUAAUGGCACUGAUCCGUUCUUGAAGGAGAACUAACUAAUGAGCAAACAUAAGCAGAGGUAAAAGCGGCCAAAAAAAGAAAAAAAAAUGGAGGCCUGAAAGAUAACAAAAGGUUACAUAUAAAUAUAUUUUAUUACAUAAUAUAUCAUCCACACACCCUAGAGUUCUGUAAAUCGGGGGGUGUUAGAUUUACCCUGACAAAACUCAUUUUGCAGUGAAGAAUUUUUUUGGAGAGAUGAAAAACUUUGUUGACCACAAACCUUUACCCAGGUUGUUGUUGCUUCACCAGUUUUGUUGUAAUGUAUUAUCAAAAUCCCCAGAGAAAAUAUUGCAGGUUUUUUUUUGUUGUUCUUUUUUUCUUCUUUCUUUUGGGUUUUUGGGUUUAUAUUCAAGGAUUUUUGGUUCUUGCUAUCAAUGUAUAACAGCCUUGGAUUACACUCAUCUUCUUUUGCUGGCUAUUUGUAGCCAUUCCAUGUUGUACUCUUUGUCUUUGAGAGGUUUUUUGAACGCUUCUCUUUUUGGAUAUAAAAAAAUAUUAUUUUUCUUAA
This is a messenger RNA of Camelina sativa (false flax), 3900 nucleotides long. The record is from RefSeq and is a predicted model, not a curated record. NCBI's taxonomy places the organism in Eukaryota, Viridiplantae, Streptophyta, Magnoliopsida, Brassicales, Brassicaceae.